Messenger RNA from Sclerotinia trifoliorum, 1626 nucleotides. Lineage: Eukaryota; Fungi; Ascomycota; Leotiomycetes; Helotiales; Sclerotiniaceae. The record is from the annotation of a GenBank genome assembly.
UUAGAUUCGAUUUUCAGAUUGGCUGAUUGUGGAUAUCACAGCCUUAUAUUCAUAAUAUCAACAUCGAUAAGCUUUUUUAAUAUAAUUUAUCGCGCCAGGGCGAUACAAGAGAAACCAUAUGUCUUUACCCUAUUCCUCAGAUGGAGACUCAACAAUGGCGUCCUCUCUCACCCGCCUUGCAUUCUACACCAGCAAUUUACAAUCCUUCCUCUCCUCCUCCUCAACCUUCCGUAUCCUCCGCUCCCUCUCUCCACCCAUAUCAAUUCCUUCCACUUCUCCAACACCUAAAAACCUCACUUCAAUAACCUUCAACACGUACGAUCCCUAUAGAGGGCCAUUAUACUCUACUUCUAACAAUACAAACAAAGACGAACCUUUAAAUGACUCAAACCAAAACCACUCCGAAUCCAGUUCGCCUCAAACCCUUUAUAUCCUUGACUCCUCCUUCAAUCCACCUACCCUUGCACACGCACACAUUUGUCUCUCCGCUCUACAUGAUCACUACACAUCCGACUUAAGACACACAAAAGCUCGAUUAUUAUUAUUACUCAGUACACAAAAUGCAGAUAAAAAGAUCAGCGGGGCAAGUUUGGAAGAGCGAUUAGUUGGGAUGGAAUGUUUUGCUACUGAUCUUUUGAGUACUUGGUUAUAUCCUCGUUCGAGUUAUCAAACGAAGAGGCAAGUUAAGAGCGAGAUUGAUGGUAAAUCUACAAAUGUGUCUGAAGAGAGAAAUGAAUCUGGAGAUGAAGAAUCCGCCAAAGAUAUAGAAUCAGAUUCCACUUCUGACUCUGAUUCCGAAGCACAAUCCACAACAUCCUCAUUUCCUUCAUCUCAAACCCAGAUCCCUUUCAACUCACCACAAUUCGACAUAGAUAUAGCUCUAACCUCCCUGCCCUACUUCCACUCUAAAUCCGCCGCCAUCGAAGCAUCCUCUAUCUAUCCCAAGGGAACAACCCACAUCCACUGUACCGGCUAUGAUACUCUAAUUCGAGUUCUAAACCCCAAAUAUUACCCACCAACUCACGAUCUCAGCCCUUUAAUACCCUUUCUCUCAAACCACAAAUUACGGGUCACAUAUCGUUCAGAAAAUUCCCUUACCCUCUCGGAUCAAGACACCUAUCUCUCAUCACUCCCUACUCAACUCCCUACUUUAGGAGGAAAAAGUGAAUGGAUAAGUGAAAAGAGAAUAUACAUGUCGUCUGGUCUUGAAGGAGAAGAAAUUAGUUCCACGAGAGUUAGAGCUACAAUUAAAAGUCUCAGUUCAGCGAUUCCUCAACAAAAGGCUGUGGGAAGUAAAAAAUCUAAAGGGAAAGGAAAAACACCUGAAAAGAAAGUUAAAGAGAAAUUGAAAGGAUUUGUGGGUGUAAAUGUGAAUAAGUGGAUUUUAGGAGAGAAAUUAUUUUGGUGGGAGGGGAAGAAGGAAUGAGGAGGGGAAGUGGUGAUGAGGGAGGGUGAUGUAGAAUGAAUGGUUGAAGGGAUAAAAUAUAUACCUAUACUUAUAGAUGGAAGGUUGAAGUGAAUAUGUGAUGGACGAUACCGCGAUAGAAUCGGGGUGGAACAUGGAGAAACGAAUGUGAUGAGAACUUAUAUAUUCCCCUAGUACGGAGUAGAUGACAACAUAUUGUA